Molecule: messenger RNA, 1102 nt
Organism: Tuber melanosporum (Perigord truffle)
Lineage: Eukaryota; Fungi; Ascomycota; Pezizomycetes; Pezizales; Tuberaceae
Exons: 4
Coding region: 128-706 (192 amino acids)
Biological process (GO): protein secretion; vesicle-mediated transport
Cellular component (GO): Golgi membrane
Source: RefSeq, a predicted model, not a curated record
GGCAUCGACCAACUGGGCCGCGUCACAAAUCAGAGGGUAUCGAUGUCAAUCACCCCUCCAACAACCAUCAUCCCUUUCCAAACAGCUACAAUACACCAACCGCAUCUCGAAAAAGAAAAGAAAAACCAUGGACUCUCAACAGGGCGCCCUCAGUUGGCGACUUUCGGCUCAUCCGCUAACGCUCGGAUUCUUCCUUGCGUUUCGUCUAGCUUCAAUAUUUACAUACCUCUUCGGUCUCUGGUUCUCUUCAAACUUCAUCCUAAUCUUCAUAAUCGUAAUCCUCCUCCUAGCCGCCGACUUCUACUACUGCAAGAAUAUCGCGGGCCGCCGCCUUGUCGGCCUGCGCUGGUGGAAUGAGACGAACCCAGAGACCGGUGAGCAAACCUGGGUCUUCGAGUCAGCCGACGAGACGCGCCAGAUCAAUGCGACGGACUCGCGCUUCUUCUGGCUCACCAUAUACGUUGUCCCGCUGCUGUGGGUGUUUCUGGCCAUCAUCGCCAUCGUCCGGUUCGAGUUCAUCUGGCUCUCCCUCGUCGUCAUUGCCGUUAUCCUGUGCGCCACGAACGGCGUAGCAUUUUCCAGGGCGGAUAAGUUUGGGAACGCCAGUUCCCUCGCUGGAUCCGCACUGAAUAGCUCUGGCGGUGGCGCGGUUAGGAGGUUUGCUGGGAAUAUGGCUACUAGGAUGUUCUUCUCCGGGGGGAGGUGAAUUUGGUUCAGUGGAGGGCAGUGAAUUCUUGUUCUCUCGGGCCUCUGCGGAGGUCAAACCCAUUUGGCAGCGGUGGGCGGAUGGACGGGUGGAUUGGCUUCAGUUAAAAGGUUGCACAAAAAGGAGUGUAAUUUUAUGGCGUUUUACUGCUUUGAUUUGCUUUGGAAUUUGAUCACUAUCCGAUCCGUAAACGUGUGUCCAGCCAUGGUGGUUUAUAAUUCUAGAAACGUGGAGAUGUCUUUCACUUACCAUGAUCACACAUCAUCACUCUAUGAUUCAACCGCAGCCAUAACCGCCACUACUCCACAAGUUAUGAUAAAUGCCCGAAGGAGAAAAAUGUGUUAAGACGAAGAAAGGAAGAACGAAGAAUAAAAAUAAAAAAGAAUCGGUCCAACU